AUGAAAGAAUUUGAUGAUAAACUCGAGUUUGUGACGCUAGGAAAGAAUCCAAUUCCUCUAUUUCUGAGUGAAUUUGGUGUGGAUCAGCGAGGACUGAAUGAUGGAGAUAAUCGAUUUUUAAGUUGUUUUCUUUCAUAUGCAGCUGAAAAGGAUUUAGAUUGGGCAAUGUGGGCAUUGCAAGAUCCAAGAUCAAACUUACCAAGAGAUCAGAUAAUAUAUCACCCGCUAAGCGGCCAUUGUUUACUCGUAGAUGAUAAGAAUAGCAGCAAUACUCAAGCUAACGAUUGUUUGAACCGAAGUCACUGGAGCUAUGCUGGUAACCUAACUCAAGUAAAAUUGACAGGCACCUCAAAAUGUUUGAAGAUUGUUGGAAAUGGCCUUCCUGUGACAGUUUCGGAUGACUGUUCAAGUAUUUGGAAGGUGAUUGCAGAUUCCAAUAUACGUUUAGCUACCACUGAUAAAGAAGGGCGAUCGCUUUGCUUGGAUUACAACCCUUCAAUAUCUCCUCUAGUUUUAAGUAAUGAAUGUUUAUGUGCUGAUGAUGAAUCUAGCAAUUGUAAAGAGAAUCCUGAGACUCAGUGGUUCAAACUUAUAGAAACAAAUGUCAAAUAG
Molecule: messenger RNA, 612 nt
Organism: Papaver somniferum (opium poppy)
Lineage: Eukaryota; Viridiplantae; Streptophyta; Magnoliopsida; Ranunculales; Papaveraceae
Product: glycosyl hydrolase 5 family protein-like
Exons: 2
Coding region: 1-612 (203 amino acids)
Source: RefSeq, a predicted model, not a curated record